Messenger RNA from Porites evermanni, 11210 nucleotides. The record is from the annotation of a GenBank genome assembly. Lineage: Eukaryota; Metazoa; Cnidaria; Anthozoa; Scleractinia; Poritidae.
UUAUCUUACAGAGACCUCGAUCAAAUUGUCAAAGAACAGGAAGAAAAAGCUCUCAAGCUACUAGAAGUAGACUACGGAUCAGAAAAUUCUCUUUCUGAAAAAACCAUAAAACUCAAUGGACUCGCAUUUGAAAUGGCAAACAUAGGCCAGAGAGUGCAGUCUCAGCUAACCUCUCUACACGAAACAGUCCGCAAAGAAACAGAGAUGUCCAAAGAGAACAGCAAAAAGUGGGAUCCGUUUCCCCCAGAACUGAUUGCCAGACUUCAUCACAGUACAACUGACGUUAACUGCGAAGUGCAAGUCCUGGAGAGGUAUCUAGACCAAGUGCGGGAAUUGAUAACAAUCGGAGGGAAAAAUAACAAUGGACUUCACACCUUCAAAGGAGUGUUCUACGAGGAGAACAACAAUGAAACAGACGAGAACAAGAAGAAGCGUGCCAAAGAAGUAGAAUUGAUGAGGGGGCAUCUCCAAAUUAACGGAGGGAUACUUGAUCACGAGGGGUUGGUUCGACGGCUGGAAAGCGAUCGUUCAAAACUGGAAGUAGAAAGUUACAAUUACAAGCAAAAAUUAAAGCUAAUAAAGGACAAACUAAACGAGCGUGGGCAGCUUGAUGAAGAACUGGAUUUACUGACCAAAGUAGAAUGCAAACCCGAUGAGGAAAACGAAGAUGGAUUUGCUUUGUCAGAACUUGUCACUUUAAGAAAAGAAAGGAAAGUUCUGCUAGCGACAGUCCAUAAAUUACAAAAGAAAACGACGAAUGGAUACAAAAUGGACCAUCACGAUACCGCCGACGCUGCAGUUCAGUGUAAAAUGAACGUCCUUGGACAGUUAGGGAACUAUGGUGUUUCUCUUUCCAGCGUGGAGGUGGAAGAACUCAAGACUAGUUUACUGACUCUGCAACUGGAACAUGAGAAGCUGGAAGAAAAAUAUAAGUCAAUGGAGGAAGAAAGUGGCAAGCUCACAGAGGAAAAAAGGGCGCUCGAAGACAGCGUGAACAAGUUAAGGAGCCAAAUAACCGAUGCCUUAGAUUCCAGCCUCGAAGAAAUGGAACAAUUACAUCACCAAAAAGAAGAGCUUAAUGGCAAAAUUCAACUCUUGGAAGCAGAAAACAAAAAGUUACGAGAGAAUGUCGUUGAGCUGUCGAGGAAAAAUGCAACACACUUGAAAGCUCUGCUUGACGAAAUUGAACGAAAGGAUUCCCUAGAGGAUGCAGUCGAUUACUUAGGUACCGAGAUUCAAAAGCUCAACGAAAUCAAUAGCAGCAUGGUUUAUUGUGCAGAAAGUGAGACAAGCGUCCCACGGGAAACGGGUGAAAAAAUUCAUAACUCGGGUCUCUUAAGUGAAAUAAAGACAUGCAAAGAGUUGAUCGAUUCUCAAACAGCUCAAAUACGGCAACUUCAAGUGGACAAAAGAGAUAUCGAGGACAGUUUUAUUAACCUAAAGAGAGAGAUUGUUGUUCUUAAAACCAAACGUGGCGAUAGGCGACAAUUGGACUUUGAAAGUGUCGAUAAAGAAAGUGAUGGUAGCAUGCAACCCGCUCGGAAGAGUUCAGUGGAGCGUUGCGAGUUUCUUAAACAAGACAUCCUUCGUCUCACCAAACGCGGAACCGAACUUGAGAAUGUUAUAAAAGCUCUCAAGUCAGACAACUCGAAUUUGGAAGAAGAAAAAGUGUGUUUGCUGGAUUCGCUUUACCAUCAACUGGAGAAGAAUGAGAAACUUGAAGUACAAAUCAACAAACUGAAGAGCAUAAUUAGCGAGAACGAUAUCACUAUAGGAUUAGAUCCAGUAACAACAAACCACCUACCUAACAGCAAACAGCAAAGUGAUGCAUCAAGCGAUGAAGAGACAGACUUCAAUGGAAAUGUUGUGGCUACUGAAAAUAUCACUCAAGUUUCUCCGGAGAGAGACGAACACAGUUCUUCUACCGACGACGGUUUACGAAUGAAGUCAGUUCAGCUGAGCGACGAUCUGAAAGGUGUAAAAGAGCGGUUGCUUGAGAUUGAAAAGGAGAAUGAGAGAAUCAAACAGGAGCUACAGGAGAGUAGGAGAAACGAAACGGAACUGCGAGAAAUGGUGUCAACGAUGAAGAAAGAAGCCACAGUGAGUAAGCAUCAGUUCCAAAAGAAUCAAGAGGUAACUAACACACUCCAAGAAUGUCUACGUGAAGCACACGAAGAGAAACAGGAGCUAGUCGAAUCCCUUGAUGAGGUCACGGAAGAAAAGGCUGCUUUGGAGAAAAAAAUUGAAACGAUGGAUAAAGAGCUGACAUCACUUAAAGAAAAUUAUCAACGAGUGAAUGGCGAAUUAGAGCCAACUACAGCUGGAAUGGAGAGUGUUGAGAAAGCUAAACAGCAAAUGAGAUCUAUUUAUGCCAAACUAUGGGAACUUUACGAAUCCUUGACAGAUAAAGAUAAAGACAGUAGCUCUGAGGAAACCGCCACCGACAUAAAAGAAAUGUCGCUGGAGGAACAAGGGAACAACAUUCUUUCACUGGUUGAAAAAGUUCAACAGGAAGUUACCCUCCUUAAGAAGGAACUUAGGAGAGUGAAGACUGACCAGGAAAACCUAAAGGUCAAAUUGGAAUCGUCUCAAACGGAAAAGUUGUCGCUGCAGAAAUACGUUCGAGAACUUGAUGAGAAGCGAAGACAAGUAAAGAGCUUCAUCACCAAGCUCACCGAGGAGAAAGAGGCAAUGUCAGAGCAAAUAGACGAGAUCAAACAACAGAAGAACAAUUUAGCUGACGCUUUGGAAAACGUUUAUCAAAGCAAAGAAGGCCUGCAGUAUCAAUUGGAAGAUGCUUUAUGUAAGCAGCACGAAAGUACCAUGUCACUAACGGAGGUCUCAGCGGAGGUUCAAAGCUUGAAGAAAUCACUUUCUAGGAUGGUAGAAGAGCGUGAUGCUUUAAAGGAAGCGCUGCUCGAGACCACCACCGAGCUCCACACACUUAAGGAAUCCGAAGCUAAGUGGAAAGAAAAAGUUACUGGAGCUCAAGUCGAGGCAGACCAAAGUGUUGAAGACACAAAAGACGGGAACAAAGAAGAGGAAAAAGAUGUUAUUACUCGCCUACACUUGGAGAAUGAUGGACUGAAGAAACAACUAGAGGAGCUAAUGUCAACUAAGCGCUCCACACUAGGUGAAACUGCUGCAGAGAAGGAAGCUCCAGUUCGGUCAAGCAGCAGCCCUGAAACCGAUCUUAGCGAGAAUCAUUCGCAGGGUGAAAAUGGCAUACAACCUAGCACAGUACUGCAAUGCGAAAGCAGCCCUCCCGUUUACGAAAUGGUUACAACGUUUGACAACAGAGAGUUCGAGCAGCCUCCAAGUAACGAAAACGAUUUGAUAGCUCCAAGUGAGGCAAGUUCAACCCUUGAAAACCUGCCUCCCAGCGAUCAACUGGAAUCACUUGAUGUACGUUACAAUAAAGUGUGUGCAGAAAAGAAGCUACUUGAAGAGGACCUGGAGCGAAGUGUCGAGGAGAUUGAACAGCUAAAGGGCUGGUUUGACUCCAUUUCAUCGGAGAAGGAAAACUUAGAGAAACAACAAGAGUUGAUGAUCAAGGAAAAUAAAGAAAUGCUUACAGAACUGGAAAUAGCCAAGGAGGAAGAGGCGAGACUAAAGCUUCGCAUUGAAGAAACUUCCAAACAGGGGGAACAACUUGCUGAGGAAAAAAAUAAUCUUGAGAAGAAGUGUAGUGAAAUGGCUGAAGAAAAAGAAAGGCUUGCAUGGGAAAGUGAAACACGAACCAUUGAAGUCGCACGGCUCUUAGAGCAAAUGGAAUCACUGGACGAACAGCUUCAGGGAAAAUCGUAUGAGCUUGCCGAAAUGGAGAAUAACUUAAAACAUGUGACAAAAGAAAAAGAACAUCUGGAUGGCUUAGUGAAUGGAAUGAAGAAAGAAAAAGAGGAUCUUAAAGCUAAACUAGAGAAACAUAUCAACGAAUACAAGGCUUUUCAAGAGACUUUAGCGGAAUCUGAGACUCAAAAGACCGUACAAGAUGAAGAGCUCAAAAAGUCCAAGCAGGAGUUUCAAGACACUACAAAGAAGUUAAGAGAUGAAAUCGAGACCCUAACAAGCACGCUGAAAGGUGUUCAAGGGAAACUUGACACCGCCGAGGACGAUUUGGAACUUGCUGAAGAAGAGAAAGAUAAGUUGUUGGUCCAAGUCAACCAGUUUGAAGAAAAUGAAAAGCUCCUUGGGGAUCAAAUGGCUGCGAAGUCUCAAGAAAUCUCCGACCUGAAAGAAAAAGUGGAAAAACUCGAUGGCGACAAACAAUUCCUCACAGACAAGUUUGAGGAAACAAAGAUUGAAAGUAAUUCCAUGCGAGAUCAGCUUAAGGAACUAAGAGACCAAGCUUUGGAUUUGCACGCUCUUAUCGACGAAUCAGUGGUUAAGAAAUCUGCGCAACAAUCUGAAGGUACCCAACAAGGAGAGGCAAAUCUUCAAUACGUUUUUCAAUAUAUUGUUGCUGUCUUAGAAGAAAAGGGAUCUUUAGAAGCAAAGCUCGAGGACGCUGAAAAUUCAAGCCGCGAAAUUCAAGAUGAUAACAAACAGCUCCUUCAAGAGCGAACAGAGGUAACAAUUCAACUACAUGAGGCACUGGGCAAAGAGGGCGUUGAUGAACCAUCGUCACCGACCACGACGCGGUAUGAUGAGACCCGACUGUCACGUGAGAUCAGCGAUGUCCGUAGUCUUAUUGAAAAGCUAAGCUUACAAAAGGAGAAGUUAGGGGCUGCUUUGGCGCACAAGGAAAGUCAAAUUGCUGCUGUAACUGCUGAGGCUGUCGAGAAGACAAAAAUGUUGGAAAAUAAAGAAAAAGAGGCAGAGUCGCUGAGCUUAACCCAAGCGGAAGUGACGGUAGCGUUGGAACAGGCGACAAAAACGUCAGAUGAAUUGCUGGCUGAACUAGAAUGCGAGAAGAAAAAUGUUUCAAGACUGACUCAAGAACUAGAAAAUGCAGAGAACCAGAGUUCAGACUUGAGAGUAGCACUGGCAGAGGCGAAGAGCAGUUCUGACAAGUUGCUCUCUGAACUGGAACGCGAAAAGAACACAGUUGCAAGCUUAAGUCAAGAACUGGAGCAUGCAACGAGCGAGGAAAAAGAGCAUACCCUUUGCAUCAAUAGACUCGAAGAGGAGAAGAAGGCGUUCAUGAUGGCUUUAAACAAAUCUCGAGAGCUUGAAAAGCGCUUGAACAAAGCGCAGGAGGAGAAUAUCAAGAUACGAGAACAGAACAAUGAGCUAGAGGCCAAUGUAGAAGCUCAAGCAGCUUCAAUUUUGUCAUUUGAGACGAUGAACAAAGAAAGUGCGUUGAUAUGGAGGAACGAUCUCGAUGAAAAAGACGAACAGCUUGAAUGUCUUAAGGAGGAAAUCAAGAAGUCGAGCAUUGCAAUGACAGACUUGCUAAGAGUUGUAGAUGACCAAAAGAGUAAAAUUGCUAAGCUCGAAAAGAACUGUGAUGAAGCAGAGAAAUCACAGAAAGAGGCCGUCGAUGAGGUGAAUAAUUUGCAAAAGAAACUGGAUGAGGAGACGGAAGGAAAGAAAGCGUUGGAUGAGAAGUUGAAAGAGGUGCAAGAAAUGAUAGCCAAAAGCGAAGACGAAAACGAAAUUCUUAAGCAGCAGAUAGCGGGCCAUGAUAGAGAAAGGUUGACUCUAGAACAGAGUGUAAAAGAGUUGGAAACUAAAAAUAAAGACAAAGCAAAACGUUUGCUGGACUUGAACUGCAGCAAAACGUUUCUAGAAGAUGAGUGUAAAAAGUCGAACUCGGAGGUAACGUCUCUAAAAGAAGACCUCGCAAGCAAGAGUUCGUCCUUGGAAAACAUUCAAAAGGAACUGAAUCGUUCAAAAGAUUUUUACCAGGAAGGGAAAAGCAAAUAUGAUCAGCUGAAAAAAGAUAGAGAAGACUUGAAGAAGUCUCUAGAUGCUGCAGAGAAUAAAUUGAGAAAAGCCGAAGCCACAACCAGAACGACCAUAGAGCAGAACGAAAAGUUGACAAAGAGGUUAGAAGCCAUUGAGAAAGAAAUGGCUUCUCUUAAUUCAGCAUUUGGAGAAGCACAGAAUAAGGAACGAACUAUGUUGAACGAAGUGAACACCGAGACAGUACGAAUAGAAACCGAGUUGGAGAGUUUAAGACAUGAAUGUGAUACCCUACAAAAGAAAUUGAACGAGACAAUCGAGAGAAAUGGCGAGCUUGAGAAAGAACUUGAGUUGAAGAUAUCCGUAGAAAAGGACUUGGCAAAACUUACAGAGGAACAUAAGGCUCUUAAAGCGUUCUCUCAGAAGUUAGUCGAUGAUAAAGUUGAUCAGGAACAAACACGAAAGGAAAAACGCGAGCUGGAAAAGCAACUUCGUCGCGAGAAGAGCGAGAGAGCGAGUAUUGAAGAGGAAAUGGAACGUCUCCGGGAAGAACACGAGGCUAUUAAAAUUUCGUCCCAAAAUAACGUCGCUCAAGACCAGACAAAUGCCGAUAACUUACUGCAAAGUGGAAAUGAAGAAAUAAUCGCAUGUGUCCAGGGAGGCUUGCUUUCAUCUGAAGUAGAAAUGGAAUACGGUUUAAGAUCAGCUAAAGAUCAGGAGGAUGGUUCUGUUGAAGACAAAUUAUCCAAGGAGCGCGAAUUAAAUGCCGAACUACAUGAAGAAAUAGAAGAGCUUAUUGAGGAGAAAGACGAGCUGAACGAGAUUAUCGAUGAGUUGAGAUCCAAGACGAAAAAACUACAAACAGAUGUGGACACUUUGAUUGACGAAAAGGAAAGCUUAGAAGACAAACUGGACGAGAAUGAAAAACACUACAAGGAAGAGUUGGGAUCACUAGACGACGUAAACAAGGAAUUGUCGAAAAAGCUGGAAGUUCUUCUGAAGGAUAAGAACAUGCUUCGGGAAGAAAUUAAAGCAAAAGAACAGGAGUAUCGAAAAGUUCUUGAAGAAAGGAAAAAGUUAGAGGAAGCGUUAGAGAAAAGCGAUCAAGGAGUAAAAAUCCGCGUCCCCAAGAAAGGUGAUCAAGGAGUUCGAAAUGGCACCGAGGAGAAGCUAACUAAAAGUAAAGAGAAAGUGAAGGAGCUGGAACGUAAGAUGAAUGCAACGCGCCUUGAAAAGCAAGAGGUGAUGAACCAGUUAGGAAACAAAAAGAGUGAGAACUCGACUUUGCGUAAGGCAGUAGAGGAGAUAACUUCAGCAAAAGAGGAAGCUGAAAAGAAACUGCAACAAACGGAGAAAGACCUUUAUGAUGAAAUCGACCAUCUACAGAAAGCGUUGGAUGAGAAGAGCAAUCGCGUUACAUCUCUUGAGGAAGAAGCCAUGGACUAUAAAAGAUCAGGAGGAACUGAGGUGAAGCUGAAGAAACCAAAGAAAGAAGUGGAAGAACUUGAAGAGCUACGGAUCGAAUUGAACGAAAAAGACAAAAAGAUUGACUCCCUUGAAAAGGAGUUUGCUACGCACAAACAAUCGGCAUCGGACCGAGAGCAAGAGAUUCAUCUCCAUCUAGAUCGAAUACAACAAAAGUUGGCCGAUAAGGACAAGAAAAUUGCCUCGCUUGAAGAAGAAAUAGACGGGUUCAAACGAACAAGACAAAAAGAAAAGGGAAACAUUGAAAAGAACAAAGAUGGAACAACGGCAAAGGACUAUGGAGAUAAACUUUCAAAACUUCAAAGCGAACUAGCUGAAAAGGAGAUGAGAAUAGGUUCGCUCGAAGAAGCAAUAGUAGAAUAUAAGCGUUCACGAUUUGAAGAAGAGAAAGAUUUCCAGAUGAAAGAAGCGCAUUUGGCGGCAGCUCGUGAAGAAUUCUACAAAACUAUGAAAGAAAGAUGCGAGGACGAAGAACGAUUAGAAAGUAUAAGACGUGCAAACAACCGCCUUCAGGAGGCUCUAGAACUCGCUAGAGAAAAAGAAAAACGACUGAAGAAAGAACUACAACAAGCAACAGGUAGAGAACGGUCGCACAGCUUGGUCUCUGAAGGGAGGCUCCGAAGUUCUUCGGCUGGAAAUUUGUUGGAAUCCGGAGUUUCCGAGUUCAACCUGAGCCCACAAACAACUGUCACGUCAAGCUCGCUUGAAAAAGCUAGGAAAGAAAUAGCUAUGCUGGAAGAACACGAGCACGAGCUGCGGAGCGAACUAAGGAAAGCACGCGAUCAAGUAUUCGAUCUGCACUUGGAACUGUCCGAUGCGUUACACGCGUUGAGACAGAAAGAACGACUCCACGAACAAGAACGCAAGCUAUUUCAAUCCAGCAUCGAAGACAUGGAGAAAGAGUACAACAAAAUGCGCAAAGAGUUUUCGUCGCUUAUAUCCAUGGAGAAGAACAGGUCUUCGUUCAUCACUGUAGUUGAACUCAAAGGAAGUUUGAAGAAAGCAGAGUCGGAUAUGCUCGAGGCAAUCGCCAAGACAGCCGAAUUGUUAAGUCGAGCAAAGAACGACAUUAGGGAGAGCAGGCGGAAUUCUAUCAGUGAAGAUGCUGACAGAUCCAAAGAGCGCACUAGAAGCUUUAUAGAACAGUCUACACAGGAGAACAAAGAGCUUCUAAAACAGCUAGACGACGCAUGGAAAGAGCGGGAUAGACUUGCUAAAAGACUCAAGCGUUCCGAAAGUGCCCGGGUCAUCUUGAAGCAAAUAUUGAAUGAGUCGUUAGUUGAAGUUGAAAGAUUUAAACAGCUCGUCGACUGUACGGAAAAACCGGAGAAACGACGAAGAGCGAGCACUGGUAGGCAAAAGAAGGUAGUCAAUACGCAAGAAUUAGAGACGCAAAGUGACUUGACGGCAACUGAUUUAGAAGAGGCUGAGCGUCUUAAAGACAGUCUUGAAGACCUUCGAAGGAAUAUUAGAGGUUUAGAAGAGUGUCUAAGCCAGGAAAGAUCCAAGGGCGAAGGAAAUCUUCUUGAUUACUUGAGGGAGAAAAACCGAUUGAAUGCUGAAAUAACCGCUUUGAAGGAGUGUGCGCAAGAAUCUAACAAGAGGAAAGACUCACUCCAUUCAAAGGUUCACGAUCUGCAAGAAAAAUUAGAGCUUGCUCAGAAGGAGAAAACAGCUGUCGAGCUUGAGGUUUCGGAAGUCCGGUUCGAGGUCGAUAAACUUCGUAAUCUGUCGUACGAUGAACGGGCAGAGAAGAACUCAUGGAUACAAGAAAACGCAGAAUUGAAGAAAACUCUACAGGAAACGAGAGGAAAAGACGGCAAAAUAAUGAAAGAAUCGGAAAAAGUGAAGGAAUUGAAAAAGGACAAAGAGCGCUUAUCUGCGGAAAAUGAAACACUGAAAAAGAAUAUGAAGGACCUCAAAAAAGAACUAGAAAAAUCAAACAAAGAUAAUUUUGCUGCGGUCUGUAAAGAACUGGAAAAUGCUAAACACCGAAUCAGUGAAUUAUCCAACGCCAAAGAAAUUGCCAUUAACAAAAACAUGGCGAUAGAAUCUGAACUUAAGGCGACAAAGGAGAGUUUGAGAGCCUUACAAACGGAACAGUACGAACUUAAGAACGAGAACAAUAAUUUGGAGGAAAACUGUAAAGAACUGGAAAACCAAAGAACUCAACUAGUCGAGGACGCACACUCAUUUAAAGUGACAAUGGAAAGCAAGAAUCAAGAUUUGCUGUCCAAGAUAGACGCCAAAGAGCACGAAGCGAUCUCACUGCAGACAAGGGUGGAGGAACUGAGCACACUCCAAAGGAAGCUUGAAAACGACUGUCGUGGUCUGGAAAAAGACAAAGAAACUACUUUAUCUCGAGUGCGACAGCUAGAAUACGACAAGCAGCGCAUAGAAACAGUCAACCGUGAGCAAAGAGCUGAAAUCGAACAUCUUCUUCUUGAUAAAGGAAAUCAUAAAGAGCUAAACGACAAACUCAGGAGCUUAUUCGCGGAGAAAGACAAACUUGAAGAGAUGAACAGGAAGCUGGAGAUGGACGUAAGAGAACUGUACAAGGCACUGGAGACCAAAGGUGAAGAUGUUAACAAAGUUGUCGAAGAAUUAAAAGACAUGGCUUCCAAGGUACGCUACAAUAAUUAACUUUUAUAAGUAUAUAAUAUUGUGUGUUAUCAUUCUAUUCUAAGUAUGUAAUAGUAAAUGUUUUAUAAUACCGUCAUUACAAUCCCUGAUAUGGCCACAUCUUCUUAUAUAAACCACCACGAAUUCUCUGAGAAGACCGAGAGAACGGCGGAAAUCCCGCCUACGUAAACAGUAGCCCCCUUAAAGCUCCACAAGUUGAUUUGAGGAAAAACAUCAAGUUCUUUUGGAGGGAGUGUUUUGAAUUGAUUUUUAUUAUUAUUAUUUUUUUCAUCAUUAUCUUUUAUUUAUUUGUUUUCAAGGUCAAGAACCUUGAAGCUGAGAAAGAAAGAGAAACGUACCUUAAAGAGCAACUGGCUGAGCAAGUAAUCGAGAAAGACAACGCCAUGAAAAUGAGGACUAAGCUUCUCUCGGACCGUUUGGAUGCACUGCUAAAGGAAACGGAAAAUCUCAAAAAUUCUUCAGGGAAAAUGGAGCAAAUGGGAAUCGAAUACCGGCGAUUAGAAGACGAAAAUCUACAGCUCAUAGAAACUACUCAGAAACUAAGGGAAGAGAUCGUGGGUUUGAAAAAGGAGAAUGACCUUCUAAGGCGCGCCUGUCAACAGCUGCGUGGCAGAAAGGCGGUCUCCGAAGAGAAAGAAGUCUCCGAAGUUUCGAGGUCUGAAGUCUCAAGCAGGCCUGUCAAUGGUUCCCUGAAAAAGCUGUCUGCUUCGAGAUUUGAUCCCAUAGAUGAAAGAGUCACUGCUGAGAGGACGAGUGUGGUGAACGGCGCUCCAGACAAGCGUCGCAAAUCUCAUGAUGCAGUUCCAGGGGAUAUAAAGCUUUCUAAAGGGCUGCAAGCUCCAAUGCCCCCUUAUAACGGGGAGGGAAGAGGCAGACAACUUCAGCGAGUUCCCCCAAGAGACAAAAAGCGCUCCCAUAGCUCUCCCGCAGUGAAGCGGUAUCCGGGGUCACCUGAAAUGAAACGACGUGCUGCCCCAAGCUCGAAAGGGCCUUCACCGCCAUCUACAGACUCGAGUCGUAGCUCAGAGACCGAUCGCAGCGUGUGCAAGAGUUCCUACUGCAGUCCUAUCUUGUCAGUGGUUGAAACGUGCCCUCUUCACCGGCAGCCGCCAGUGGAGCGCCCUCCGCCUCCAGUACCGAAUCAGUGCCCCAUUUGUAAGAAGGAGAGAAGAAGACCUGGUAUGGCGCCUGGUAUGAGGCCUGUUGAAUUUGCGCCUUUAGAAAAAUACGUUUAG